This is a messenger RNA of Ictalurus punctatus (channel catfish), 1702 nucleotides long. It is a transcript of the gene eno1b, whose product is annotated as enolase 1b, (alpha). The transcript has 13 exons. The coding region runs from base 126 to 1427 and encodes 433 amino acids. Gene Ontology annotation, cellular component: phosphopyruvate hydratase complex. Gene Ontology annotation, biological process: glycolytic process. The record is from RefSeq and is a predicted model, not a curated record. NCBI's taxonomy places the organism in Eukaryota, Metazoa, Chordata, Actinopteri, Siluriformes, Ictaluridae. Gene Ontology annotation, molecular function: phosphopyruvate hydratase activity; magnesium ion binding.
AGCUAGUAGCCAAUCCUGUGCGGAGGGAAAACGCUUGACGGUGGUAAUAAGGCACACAGGCUCAUUCAGCCAGAUAACUCCUCGUCUUUCAGCGCUUCUUCACUGCGUGUCUAUCCUCAAGCAACAUGUCCAUCGUGAAGAUUCAUGCUCGGGAGAUUUUUGAUUCCAGAGGGAACCCGACAGUAGAAGUGGACCUUUACACAGACAAAGGUCUGUUUCGAGCUGCUGUUCCUAGUGGAGCGUCCACUGGCAUCUAUGAAGCGCUGGAGUUAAGGGACAAUGAUAAAUCAUGCUAUAUGGGGAAAGGUGUCUCAAAGGCUGUUCAGCAUGUCAAUCAAAUAAUUGCACCUGCACUGAUCGAACAGGGAAUCUCUGUAGUUGAGCAAGAGAAGCUUGACCAGUUCAUGCUGGAGUUGGAUGGCACUGAUAACAAGUCUCAGUUUGGAGCUAAUGCCAUCCUGGGUGUAUCCCUGGCUGUGUGCAAGGCAGGAGCUGGAGAGAAAGGUGUCCCUUUGUAUCAACAUAUUGCUGAUCUUGCAGGCAACCCAGAGGUCAUCCUGCCAGUGCCGGCUUUUAAUGUGAUAAAUGGUGGCUCCCAUGCGGGCAAUAAGCUGGCGAUGCAGGAGUUCAUGAUCCUGCCAGUGGGAGCAAAUAGCUUUAAGGAGGCCAUGCGCAUCGGGGCUGAGGUCUACCACAACCUGAAAAACGUCAUUAAGGAGAAGUAUGGCAAGGAUGCCACCAAUGUAGGCGAUGAGGGUGGAUUUGCUCCAAAUAUCCUGGAGAAUAAGGAAGCUCUGGAGCUGCUAAAGCUUGCUAUCAGCAAAGCAGGUUACUCGGAUGAAGUUGUUAUUGGCAUGGAUGUGGCAGCAUCAGAAUUUUACCGGGAUGGAAAAUAUGAUCUGGAUUUCAAGUCACCUGAUGACCCCAGUCGUUACAUCACCUCUGAUGAACUUGCUGAACUGUACAAGAGCUUUGUGCAGGAUUACCCUGUGGUGUCCAUCGAGGACCCAUUUGACCAGGACGACUGGCAGGCCUGGGCCAGCUUUACAGGCACUACAGACAUUCAGGUAGUUGGGGACGACCUGACCGUGACUAACCCCAAACGCAUUUCCAAAGCAGUGGAGGAGAAGGCCUGCAACUGUCUGCUGCUCAAAGUGAACCAGAUUGGCUCUGUAACUGAGUCCCUGCAGGCAUGUAAGCUGGCUCAGUCCAAUGGCUGGGGUGUGAUGGUGAGCCACCGCUCAGGAGAGACUGAGGACACUUUCAUCGCUGACCUGGUGGUUGGCCUGUGCACUGGACAGAUCAAAACAGGAGCACCCUGUCGUUCUGAACGCCUGGCCAAAUACAACCAGAUCCUCAGAAUUGAAGAGGAGCUGGGUGAUAAGGCUCAUUUUGCAGGGAGGAAGUUCAGGAACCCACUGAACUGAGUCAGAGCUACUGACUACACUAUAUAUAUAUAGAAAUCUAGAAAAUUAAAGUGUAUCUAUAGAAAUCUGUACUGUAUCACUGACAAGGGUGGAUAUAUGAAAUAUUUCAGAAUGGAUAAACAGAUCUGCAGUAUUUGUUUGUUGGUAAAAUACUAAUGCUGUGAAAUUAAUUACUAACUUACCAAGAAUUGUAUUUAUAAAAAGCCAAUUAUGUCUGGUUUUAGAGCAUCUUGUGUUUCCAGCAGAUUAAAAAUAAACAUGACCUCAAAAACCUU